Aureococcus anophagefferens is the source of this 1719-nucleotide messenger RNA. RefSeq lists its product as hypothetical. The transcript has a single exon. The record is from RefSeq and is a predicted model, not a curated record. NCBI's taxonomy places the organism in Eukaryota, Pelagophyceae, Pelagomonadales, Pelagomonadaceae. Bases 34 to 1668 code for a protein of 544 amino acids.
CGCGCGUCGCGCGGGGGCCGCCGCGUCGCCGGCAUGGACGAGGAGCGGGCGGAGCGGAACCCGUUCACGCUGCCGAGCGAUGAGGAGGUCUUCCGCAUGCGCGACGAGGAGCGCAAGCGGCGGUCCAAGGAGCGCGAAGAGCAGCGGAAGCUCAAAGUUUGGCAGAAGACGACGGGGGGCUCGCGGGUCGCCGGGUCCGUGCGCCUCAAGGAGCUCAUCGGCGGCGACGGCCGCGAGGGCGCCGCGGCGUCCAAGUCCGCGCGCCAGACCAAGGACGCGGUGAACGAGGCGCGGUCCAUCGUCGUCAACGAGCGGCGGCAGGAGAAGGAGAACAUGGCCGAGUUCAUCGCGAAGAAGCGCGAGAUGUUCCUCGUCCAGAUGAGCCUCGACACGAAGCGCGAGGAGAUCCGCAAGCUCGAGGAGAAGGCCCAGAUGAAGGAGGAGGCCCUGAAGAAGUCGGAGCAGAUGCUCGAGGAGGACGCGAUCCGCUUCGACACGUUCCUCAAGGAGAACGACAAGAAGGCCCACGAGGCCAUCAAGAAGGCCGAGAAGGAGACGAAGCUCAAGACGGACAAGGUCCAGGAGAUCAAGCGGCUGAACCAGCAGAUCCAGAUGGUGAGCUCGGACAUGUCGAAGCACAAGGAGGCGCUCGAGGACUGCCUCAAGUACAAGGAGUUCCUCGACUCGCUGACGCCCGACGAGUGGUUCUCCGAGCAAAAGGCCAUCAAGCGGGAGCGCCAGGAGUCGCGGCGCCAGGCGCGGAUCCAGAAGCGGCGCGACGCGCUCGAGAAGAAGCGGCGCGAGGCGUACGAGGCGCAGCUGCGCCUCGAGGAGGCGGAGGCCGCGCCGAAGAAGAAGUACGGCGCGGGCCGCCGCCGCAAGUCCGUCGCCGGCGCCGACCCGUCCAAGGCCGUCGCGCCGAAGAUGCCGCCGCCCGUCGCGACGCCCGAGCUCGAGGACGAGCCGCUCACGUCCUCCGACGAGGAGCUGCCCAUGUACUUCAAGCACCCCCAGCAGCUCCUCGACAUCUUCAGCCAGCUCGAGGAGCAGAACCUGUUCCUGAUCCAGAACUCGCAGGAGACGGAGAAGGCUCUCGAGGAGCUCAAGCAGAACUUCGAGGCGACGAAGGAGCAGAUGGACGGCAAGACGGCCCUGUUGAAGCAGAACAUCGACGAGCUCGAGCUCCAGAUCGGCGCGGAGGAGAACAAGGCCGCCCAGCUCCGGGGGCGGCUCCAGGCGCGGGCCGGCGAGACCCAGGGCCGCCAGGAGAAGCUCCUGGCGCAGCUCCACGAGAAGGUCCGCGACGUCUACCAGAAGUGCGGCUUCGACGUCGGCUCGAAGCCGUCGACGCUCUUCAUGCUCUCGGAGCUCGAGGCGCGCCUCGAGCAGCUGCUGGACCACAUCGAGACCAUGUCCGAGGAGUACAUCAUGAAGGAGGAGAAGGACAAGGAGAAGAAGCGCCGCGAGCGCAAGCGCCAGGAGCAGCAGGCGCUCCAGGACGCGCAGCAGGAGGAGCGCAACCGCAAAUCCAUCGCCCGGUCCAUGCAGGCGCCGAAGAAACGCACGGGCCGCCAGGUCAUGUUCCGCUCCGCGCCCAUGCGCCAGGCCGUCCGCGAGGAGAAGGAGGAGGAGGAGGACGACCUCGACGAGCUCAAGUACCUCACCUAGGCGCCCGGGGCCGCGCAACGCCUCGCCUGUAUUACAACUCGGGGUGGCGCU